This is a messenger RNA of Telopea speciosissima, 348 nucleotides long. RefSeq lists its product as uncharacterized. Lineage: Eukaryota; Viridiplantae; Streptophyta; Magnoliopsida; Proteales; Proteaceae. The record is from RefSeq and is a predicted model, not a curated record. The coding region runs from base 1 to 348 and encodes 115 amino acids. The transcript has a single exon.
AUGGCCCUCUUCACCAAGAAUAAGAUGAUGUUCGUCGAUGGCACCCUUCCGCGUCCAACUUCUCUGCCUGCUGUAGUUCAGACUUGGGAUCGAUGCAACUUCAUGGUGCUUUCUUGGCUUUUGAACGUGCUCAAUCGCACUAUUGCCGACAACAUGAUCUAUGCUGAAAUGGCUUCUUCUGUCUGGACUGAUCUUGAAGAACAUUUUUCACGAAGCAAUGCGCCUCGUAUCUUUCACCUCAAACGUUCCAUCGCAACCGUUCAACAGGGAACUGAUUCCCUCUCUACCUACUUCACACGGCUGAAGGUUUUAUGGGGCAAAUUAGCCUCUUAUGUGGCUGUUACUUAG